AUGUCGUCUGACCGCGCCGAUAUCGACAUCUUUGCUUUGACCGCUGAUGUUCCCGAUGACGAGGAAACCGUCACUCUGAGACGCAAGGUUCGCGAGCUCUGCGAUGAGAUGCAAACUCUAGUGGAUUCAGCUCCUGCUGAAAAGGAUCCCGCGCUGUAUGUAGAGAAAGAAGCGUGGUGUCGGAGCUGGACGCGCCUCCUCACUCAUCGCGCGACACUCCAGAGCGCGCUGAACACUUGCAUUAAGCUCGCGAAGGACAAAAGCCUGCCGGUUGACCUGUCCAUCGCGGAAAGGGAGUUAGGAAGACAAGCCGCCGGAAAAUACGUGGCGUUUGAGCUCGAAAUCAGCAAAAUGAAGGCCGCCGCGGCGAGGCAGGCAGAUGCAGAUGGCCAGGUGCCUGACCUGAUGCAGCACCUACAAAUCGAUGAGGGCCGGGAGGAACCUCGCCUUCAACCGCAACCGCAACCGCAACCGCAACCGCAACCGCAACCGCAAGAAGGGCAGGGGCAACAGCAACAGGAGGAGGAGGAUGAAGCGGAGCAGCAGAAGCAGGUGCAGGCGCAGCUCGACGAGCCGCAGGAUGAGGAAGAGCAAUAUCGAGGUCAAGAAUCGAACACAGCGGACGAUGACGUUGUCGAUCCGGUGACCACUACCAACACAAUUCCUGUUCAGCGCAAGCGGAGGUAUCCACGUCCCAUUGCUUCAAGCCCAGACGUCUCGCCGACAUCCAUGCCUAAGACGGCCCAGGCGAUGCCCAAGAAGAGCACCCUGCCCACGAGCGUCGCGAACGAUAAGGUCAAUAAAGUCCCAUGCAACAAUUGUGCGCAUGUGGGUCACAAAUGCAAUAGCAAUCCUGCUGGCCAGGCUUGCCUCGACUGCAAGCGGCUCAAGAUCGCAUGUUCACUCGUUGAGAAAGGCAAGGCAAAGGCGUUGCCUACGCCGGUUUUCCUGCCUGCCGCACCUCCCACCUCUCCCAAGCCCACCGCGGCUUCCAGGCCCAAACCUGCGCCUGCACCCAAGGCUAAGGCCAAGGCCAAGUCUACGGUCAUGCCAACACCUCAGCCCGCUGCCGGUCCCUCAAACACGAAGGAUAAGGCCAAGGCCAAGUCCACGGUCAAGCCAACAACUCAGCCCGUUGCAGGUCCCUCAAACACCAAUGCCGCAUACAUCCUCCUCGAUAGCAGUCGCAGCAUCCUAAACAACAGCAACAACAAUCGCAAGAGGAAGCUCGCCCAAGUCCAGGAGCAGGAUCAUUCAGAGAGCGAUGAAGAGGGUGCAUACGAGGCAGGGAGGAUUGAAGCGCUUCCCGGCUUGAUCUCAAUUGUUGAGACGGCCGUCGACGCGCUGAAAAAGGAAGUCAGCGCGAUUAACGGGUACAUGGCCACAAAGCGUCGCCGCCUCUAA
This is a messenger RNA of Suillus clintonianus, 1404 nucleotides long. RefSeq lists its product as uncharacterized. Lineage: Eukaryota; Fungi; Basidiomycota; Agaricomycetes; Boletales; Suillaceae. The transcript has 4 exons. The coding region runs from base 1 to 1404 and encodes 467 amino acids. The record is from RefSeq and is a predicted model, not a curated record.